Messenger RNA from Nerophis lumbriciformis (worm pipefish), 1374 nucleotides. Lineage: Eukaryota; Metazoa; Chordata; Actinopteri; Syngnathiformes; Syngnathidae. The record is from RefSeq and is a predicted model, not a curated record.
AUGGAGACUCGCUGGCCUUUGAAGAGAUCCAGAACAACCCACAAAUUCAAGAGUGGAUUGUCACUGUGGCUGAUCCUGUGGCUGGUAGUGGUAAAACCCAGCAGUGUGGCUGCAUGCCCCAGGCUUUGUGUGUGUUAUCCUACGCCCAUGACAGUCAGCUGCCAGUCCCAGAACCUGACCAUCGUUCCGGCCGGUGUGCCGUACGACUCACAACGUGUGUUCCUGCAGAACAAUCGUAUUACAGAACUCCGCGCGGAUUCUUUUGGCUUUGAAACACAGGUGCUUUGGCUUUAUGGCAAUAAUGUCACAUGGAUUGAGGCUGGAGCCUUUAGUAACCUGAGGGUGCUUGAGGAGUUGGACCUGGGAGACAAUCCCACAUUGAGACGUCUAGAAGGUGGAGCUUUUCGGGGGUUGGAGAAGCUGCAGAGUCUGCACAUGCACCGAUGCAAGCUUGGCAUGUUACCCCACGACCUCUUCCACAAGUUGUAUAGUCUCCAGUUUCUCUACUUGCAGGAGAAUCAACUCCACUUUCUGCAGGAUGACCUGUUCACAGAUCUGGUCAACCUCACCCACCUAUUCCUCCACGGCAACCGAAUUCGAGUCCUAACUGAGAAUGUGUUCCGAGGUUUGGUUAAUCUGGACCGCCUACUUCUCCACGAAAAUCGAAUCAGGCAGGUCAACCGUCGCGCUUUCCGCGACCUUGGCCGCGUCUCCAUUCUUUACCUUUUCAAUAACUCCCUUGCCGAGCUGCCAGGCCAGGCUAUGAGAGACACCCAGGGUAUUAACUUCCUCCGUCUCAAUGGUAACCCUUGGUCCUGUGGCUGCGAGGCCCGUUCAUUGUGGGAGUGGUUCCGCAAAUCCCGCAUUUCCUCCUCUGAGCUGAUCUGCUCCUCGCCAUCCCAACGUCGCGGGCAAGAUCUCAGAUUCCUCCGGGAGCUGGACUUUGCCCUCUGUCCCAUGCCUGACCCCGGCUCCUUAGCCGGAACCACCACAACCACCUUCAGCACCAAGACCCGCUGGUGGUUCUCCAAGAACAAGCCUGCGUCAUCCUCCAAGGUCAAUAACCACAAGACCACAGACACAGUGAAGUCAUUCCCUCUAGGAAAACCAAAUUAUUUCCCCAAAAGCCAGUUUGACACAUUUCCUCCCAAAUAUGAACUAUCAGAUGAUGAAAUGGCUCUUCCUAAACUCGACCAAGAAGAGUACUGGGCCAACUAUGGCAACGAAGACGGCGCCAUCCGUUGCUUUGAGCCCGACUGCUACGACAAUCCAUCUUUUGUGUCGUCAUUCUCAUCCUCUGCCACCCAUCCAGCCCUCCUACACCCUUUCUCUUUCUGCAUACUCGCUUUCUGCCUUUAUUUACUUUUUGGCUGA